AUGUUUUCCGAAUUUGCAAAAAGCACAUUAUCGCGGCGUGACGAUUCUUCUACAAAUUCAAAUCCUUCGGUAUUUUUUUCUGUGCCUUCGAUUGCAAUAGAUGCUGAUCUUCAAGAAGCCAUACCUUUGCAAGAAUCACGCGAGCUUAGUAGUAUUGACUAUCAAGACGAUUAUCAAGAAACAGAGCAUACAUUGGAAAUUUCACCUGAACCUCCUUAUAAUACUCAUACUCCAGCCUCCAUUUAUCUAGAUGAACAACCUCCUUUGAACAAUAGAAGAAACUCUUUGUCUGAAGGAUUGCUUUCAUCCACUUCUUUACCUCCUCCAUUAGUCUCUACUUCAGGCCAUUCAAGGCAAAAUUAUAAAGACCCUCAUUUCGCAAUUUUAUUUUUGACUGGAAUGGAUUCUCGCACAAUUUCGUUUAUAAUAUUUUACAUUUUUAUGUACUUCUGGGCAUCUGCGGUGUUUAGUAAUAUUCAAAGGGUAACUUUAGCUGGUGUUGUGUCAAAUUGGUAUUUUCACCGGCAUACCUCCGAACGUUUCAGUAGCAAAAUGAUCACCAAAUUGGCGGCUAUCAGAGCAACAACAUCAUCAUUUGGAACAGUAUGUCUUGGAGCUUUAAUACUUUCGACAAUACAAACAAUAAAAUAUAUUGUUUUUCAACUUAAGAAGCGAUCUGGAAGCCGUAUUUUUUCCUGUAUUGCAUGCCUUCAAUGCUUUGAAGUAUUAAUUGAAAACCUCAACAAUUACGCGUUGAUUUAUGUUGGUAUAUCUGGUGCUAAUUUUCGGUCAUCUGCAGAGUUCACGACAAAACUACUUCGUAGAAACUUAAUAUCUGGCCUCAUUACCGACCUUUAUACAAAAUUUAUCUUAUCAAUUGGAUCCUUGCUUAUAUCUUUAAUAUGUGGCUUCGCUACAUUUGUAUACGCUACUCAUUCGCUUGAACCUCGAUAUGGAUAUAUAGUUGGAAUUAUGGCCUCUUUAAUACCAUAUUACAUUUCACAAUUUUACGCUUACAUCAUGAUGAAUACGAUUGACGCACUUUUCUUGUGUUAUGCUCUUGAUCUUGACAACAACACGAAUCAUUGUCAUUUGGCUCAUGCGACAUUUUCUGAGCUUGAAUAA
This is a messenger RNA of Ambispora gerdemannii, 1125 nucleotides long. The record is from the annotation of a GenBank genome assembly. NCBI's taxonomy places the organism in Eukaryota, Fungi, Glomeromycota, Glomeromycetes, Archaeosporales, Ambisporaceae.